CUGUGAUGAACGGUGUGGACUUCCGGUCCCGUCACAACGACUACAUGCUGCGUUCCCCGAGCAGAACCUCCACGGACUACAAGGCCAUGGAUGACAUAGAGUACCCGGCCGUGCCGCCAGAGGUGUUGGAGAAGGAUGGGCUGGACGACCAGGUGCUGGAGAUGAGGAAGUGGUUCAAGGCCUGGGCAGACCAGGACGAUAGCGAGAGGGACUACAAGAAAUACUUCAAGCCCCUGCUGUGCUACCUGGAGGGCGCGUGGACAGAGACAGACUUCGGCGUGGUGGAGGAGCCCUUUGAGAGUGACCGACAUCACGUCAGUGCCUCCAACUGGUACGAUCUGCAG
Messenger RNA from Aplysia californica (California sea hare), 344 nucleotides. RefSeq lists its product as uncharacterized. NCBI's taxonomy places the organism in Eukaryota, Metazoa, Mollusca, Gastropoda, Aplysiida, Aplysiidae. The record is from RefSeq and is a predicted model, not a curated record.